Talpa occidentalis (Iberian mole) is the source of this 5789-nucleotide messenger RNA. RefSeq names its product ubiquitin specific peptidase 36 (gene USP36). Lineage: Eukaryota; Metazoa; Chordata; Mammalia; Eulipotyphla; Talpidae. Gene Ontology annotation, cellular component: cytosol; nucleus. The transcript is spliced from 20 exons. Gene Ontology annotation, molecular function: cysteine-type endopeptidase activity; cysteine-type deubiquitinase activity. The record is from RefSeq and is a predicted model, not a curated record. Gene Ontology annotation, biological process: regulation of apoptotic process; protein deubiquitination. The coding region runs from base 1391 to 4729 and encodes 1112 amino acids.
GGCAGCAGCAUCCUGAAGGAGACAGGCCUGGCUCAGCAGCUAGAGGGUGCUGAGGCCGGCCUCCCGAGGGGGCUGCCUUUGCUGAGAGGGCCCCCCAGGUGGCCCCCCCUACAGAUCACGGGCCUUCAACCUGGGGGCCUGAGAGCACCUACCUGGAAGAGUGAAUUUCAGGUGAAGGGGAUCGAAUUCGCUAGGUGGAGGCAGCCCUUUGGGUCCCCCUGGAGGUAGAAAGGGGGGCUCAGGUGUGAACCCCCUGGGGAGGGCAGGACUGGCCUGGCGGGCUCCUUCCUGAGCACCUGUGUCCGAGGCGUGCACAGGGCAGGGCUUGCUGUGGAUUAUGGGGACCGUGUUCUGUGGGCCCCUGUGCCUGGACAAGUCAUUGUUAGCGUUUCAGAGGCUGCUCUGGUAUCAGAACCCAAGGUGUGUUUGUUCAGAAACCUCUGCCCUCCCCGCCAGGAGUGGCUGGGGGAGAGGGUUCUUAUCUCCAGUUCCACUGGGUUAAAUCUCCCGAGUUCCUUUAUGCCGCUCAGUUCCCCCAUGGGGUGCGUGACCGCAUGCCCGCCGUCCAGGGACACCCCCAGGGGUCUUCUGGGAGAUGGGUGGACCCUAGUCAGCGGCAUCUCAUCCUGAGCGCAUCCUGACUCUGCGCGGUCUGGCCUUGGUGGGCUGUCAUUGGCGGUUUCAGGCACGGGGCCGGCUGUGGAGGCAGCGGGCCGGGGUUGGUUCCCCGGGCCUGUGCGGUGGCUUCUGGUGCCGCCUGAGGACAGCUGUGUGCGUUUCAGUCUUUUCAGUAAAAAGCUUUGAGUCUCUUGGUUUUAUAUAAUCAUAGUGAUUAUGGAUAAUUAUAGGAAAAAAGGCCACUCUUAGCCAAGUGAUAACUCUUAAUGCGCCUCUGAUUCUUUUUUCUGAGUAAGAAGAAAUUUUACUGCCGGGUGAAGUCUGGCAGAAUCAUCUGUUGCUCUCCUGAAAUGUGACCUAGGCUGGAACAGAAGGGCGCGUGUGGGGGAUCUGGGAGAGCCUUCUCUGGGCUUGUUGCUGGCUGAAGGUGAAGCCGGGAAGGAAGGGCAGCUCUCCCACGUGCAGUGCGCUACUUUGUGGCCAUUCGCCGCUUCUCCGGACUCCCACGUGGAAGGCCUCCUGCGCCAGUCUGUGUUGCGUCCUGGAGCAGGGUUGGUGAGACCGUGGUGGAGCCACCUUCAUGAGCUCCCUCUUUGCCCCACAGGUUCUGACACCCCUGCUGGACCACACGCCUGCAGUUGUGAGGUUUAACAGACCAAACCAGGGGUGCCCGUGAACUGGGGGGCCCGCCCAGCGCCGACCUCGUCUGGCUCAGGAGCUGAGCCCAUGCUGCACAGCAGGCGGCCAGGCCCAGACGUCCCAGCCGCACGCCAUGCCCAUCGUGGAUAAGCUGAAGGAAGCCCUGAAGUCUGGGCGCAGGGACACGGCCGAGGAUGGAGAGCUGGGCAGGCUUCUGGCUGCGUCCGCCAAGAAGGUCCUCUUGCAGAAGAUUGAGUUCGAGCCCGCCAGCAAGAGCUUCUCCUACCAGCUGGAGUCGCUGAAGAGCAAAUAUGUGCUGCUGAACCCCAAAGCAGAGGCAGCCAGUCGCCACCGGGGCGGAGACGAGGCACCAGCCAGGAGACAGGGCAGCGAGCAUGCACACGAGGGCGGCGACGGCGUCCCCGCCCCGCAGAAAGUGCUCUUCCCCGGGGAGCGGCUGUCGCUGAAGUGGGAGCGUGUCUACCGCGUGGGCGCCGGGCUGCACAACCUGGGGAACACCUGCUUCCUGAAUGCCACCAUCCAGUGCUUGACCUACACGCCACCUCUAGCCAACUACCUGCUCUCCAAGGAGCACGCGCGGACCUGUGACGGCCGCCUCCUGUCUGCAGGCCACCAGGGGAGCUUCUGCAUGCUGUGCGUCAUGCAGAACCACAUGGUGCAGGCCUUUGCCAACAGCGGCAACGCCAUCAAGCCCGUCUCCUUCAUCCGAGACCUGAAAAAGAUUGCCCGGCACUUCCGCUUUGGGAACCAGGAGGAUGCCCACGAGUUCCUGCGAUACACCAUCGACGCCAUGCAGAAGGCCUGCCUCAGUGGCUGUGCCAAGCUGGAUCGACAGACACAGGCCACUACUUUGGUCCAUCAGAUCUUUGGCGGCUACCUCAGGUCUCGGGUGAAGUGCUCCGUGUGCAGAAGCGUCUCCGACACCUACGACCCCUACUUGGACGUGGCGCUGGAGAUCCGGCAAGCUGCGAACAUCGUGCGUGCGCUGGAGCUGUUUGUGAAGCCCGACGUCCUGAGUGGAGAGAACGCCUACAUGUGUGCCAAGUGCAAGGAGAAAGUGCCCGCCAGCAAGCGCUUCACCAUCCACAGAGCAUCCGGCGUACUAACCCUCUCCCUCAAGCGCUUCGCCAACUUCAGCGGGGGGAAGAUCACCAAGGACGUGGGCUAUCCGGAGUUCCUGAACAUCCGGCCGUACAUGUCACAGAGCAGCGGCGACCCAGUGAUGUACGGGCUGUACGCCGUCCUGGUCCACUCGGGCUACAGCUGCCACGCGGGGCACUACUACUGCUACGUGAAGGCCAGCAACGGACAGUGGUACCAGAUGAACGAUUCCCUGGUCCAUUCCAGCAACGUCAAGGUGGUCCUGAACCAGCAGGCCUACGUGCUCUUCUAUCUGCGAAUUCCAAGCUCUAAGAAGAGUCCCGAGGGCUGCAUCUCCCGGUCAGUCUCCUCUCUGGCCAGCCACCACGGCCUGGCUGCUGACCGCUCCAGGAAGAACACCAGCCACACGGCUGUCUCUUCCCCACUCCCUGGAAAGCGACCAGAUCCUGUGACCGUGAAGAAGCUACAGGCCACCCAUGAGGUCGGGGUACCUGUUGCCAGGAACGGCUCCAUGGUGGGCCUGAAGUCGCAGAAUGGUUACGUUUCUCCAAAGUCCUCCUCGGGAUCCCCGUCCCCCAGACUCUCCAGAACACCCCCGCACGCCCCAGCCAUCCUGGAUGGGCCCGGAAAGGUGGUCAAGAAGACACCCCCCCUGCAGCAUGCCUCCCCGCCCCCCAAGCCGACUCAGGGGCUGCACUGCAGCAGCGGCCGGCCCGAGAGCCGGAGGCAGGGCUCCUGGGACAGGGCCUCCGCCCCCUCUACCUCACUCAAGCUGCCCGCCGCAGGGACUGCCAAUGGGCACGGGCCCCGGGCGGACCACGGGGCCACUGGCCUCGAGAGGAGGGGCUCCAGCGGCUCCAGCUCAGAGCACUCCGCCAGCAGUGACUCGGCCCGGGCCCCCGGGAGCGGCGGCCACUUCUGCGACUCUCAGGGGACCGCCUCCAAAGCCACGCCGGCCGGGGAGGACGCCAAGGGGGGCAAGCCCAAGUGCCCCGUGCUGGGCAGCACCGCCACCGAGCCCGCCAGCCUCAUGUCUCCUCCACCAGCCAAAAAACUGGCCCUUUCAGCCAAGAAGGCCAGCACUCUGCGGAGGGCAACCGGCAGUGACCCCCGGCCGCCUCCCCUCUCUCCGCUCUCCGACCUCACCCACCCCAGGAAAGCCGCGCACCCCGCCGUCGCCUCUGCCCGGCCUGUCGGCUCCAUCAGGCCUGUUACACCUGCUCCCACACCCUUCAGCCAUCCGAAGCCCCCCCUCGGCCCCCGCUCCGUGUCACUGCCCACCGGCCCCCAGCCCCUAGAGAUGUCAGACCCACAGAGCUGCCGCUCCGCCUCUGCUCCCCUGCCUCAGGUAAACGGGGGCUUCAGGCCCCCUCCACACCAGCUGCAAGAGGCCCGCCAGCACCCCCAGAGCCUGUGUAAGAAGAGGAAGAAGAGCCACUCGGGGGAGGCCCCGGGGCCGGGCCAGGAGCCGCAGGAAGCAGCCACAGCCCCUGCUGGGAAGAGGAGAAGGAAGAAGAGGAAACGCACAGAGGAUGCGGGUGCCCCCCCGCCGCACGGAGGGCUGGAGCGCAGCACCCCUGGGAGCCCCGGGUGUGGGAAGGACGGCCGGGCAGAGCUGCCGGCGGACAGACCGGAGGAUGAGGGUGGACAGCAGCCGGUGAACGGCCAGCCCCUGGUGAACGGCCGGCGAGUGGGAUGCCUGAGGGACGACCCCCCCGCACGCGGCGAGAGGCAGCGGAAGGACGGAGAGGGCCUCCAAGGCUGCCUGCACCCGGGCCCUCCCCAGCGCAGGAGCUGCUCUCCCUCAGACGCCGUCCGGCCAGAGACUGUCACGCCACCGCCGAGGAAGAAGAAAAAGAAAAAAAGAAAGGCAGAGUCACAGCAAGAAGCAGAAGCAGAGGAACCCCCAGAAGGCUGUCAGGAUGCGCGGCCCCGAGGCUGGGGUGUCCUGGAGCCCCAUGGCGCUGCUCCCGCGGUGAACGGCUGGCGUCCAGUGGGCCACACAGGGCUGGGGCGGGGCGCCCCCCGGGACAGAGAGCAGGAGCCCGACGUGGUCCAGGAGCUGCUCCGACAUUCGUCUGACACAGCUUUCGGGGGAAAAGUGCUGACGUGGGAUGGCGGGCCCUCGGCGGUCAGUCAGGACGCCGUCCAGGACAGCAGGCUGGCCCGCGCCGCCGCGGUCAUCGAUGACUGGGAUGUAGAGUUUGAUCGGGGGAAGGAAAAGAAAAUGAAAAAGUUCAAGAGAGAAAAGAAAAGAAACUUCAACGCCUUCCAGAAACUUCAGAGUAGACGGAACUUCUGGUCUGUGACUCACCCGGCAAAGGUUACCAGCCUCAGCUACCGCCGCUGAGGUCACUGCUGUCGAGAUCGCCUCCCGGACACGCGGCGGCCCUUCCCAGGAAAUGUCGUCUGGACUGCGGGGACGCGAGUGGGUUUUUUGGCCCUGCCGCCGCCAGGCCCGGAUUCUGGCGUGGCUUGGUGGUUGCAGCCGGCGGCGGCGCCCCAUGGGAUGGGGCUGGCUCUCCUCUGAGCCCGGACAGCAGCACAUGGUCCGGGACAGCGGUCAGCCGCAGCGCGUCCUCGCGCGCCUCAGGGUGGCAAGUGUGUGGUCGGUUGCUCUUCCUGACAAGGCACUCGUCGCCUGUGCCUGGCCGGCUCUUCCUCCCUCCUGGUCCUGGGCCGCGCUGUCUGCACCUCACCUGUCCAUCCUCAGGCAGCAAGUGCCCCAGCUGGGCCCACACUGCCUCCUCCCCUUUUCUGGAAUCGGGGUGCCCUGCUGGUGCUUCUGUCCCUCGCAGAAGCACCCGCCCACGCCGAGAGCGGCUCUGCUGGACCUUCCCAGCGCCUACGAGCGCAUGGGCCCUGCACGUUGGUCCGGGGGACGCCGUCUUUCCUGUGACUAACCCGCCUCAAGCUGACUCUGGACCUGGCCUGCGGCUUCCUUUCCCCGACAUGCAAAAUACUGGCUUUGUGGCCUCAGUUUUGUGAGUGCUUUGAAUUUAGAUUGUGCGACUCAAGAAGGUCCCUUUUCUGUCUUGCUCAAGCUGUGCCUGCGAACUUGUGAUUUGACAAAGACGGGAAUCCUCACGGAGGUGGUGAUUCCAGAAGGAAGACACGUGAGCCCGGGUGGGAGGCCCAGAGCCGCUCCCCUGUGGCCGGUCCUUCCUGGUCCUUCCUGGCCGCGCCGCGUCCUCUCCCGGGGCCUCGGCCGCUGGCUCUGCUUCUCACCCUCGACCCACCGAGCCUGGCCGCCGCCCCGCUGCCUGCACCGGCCUGGGCGCCGCGUCUUCGGCGUGGGGAGACGCGUGAUGUCGCACACGCGCGGUUCCUUUGGUUUUUCCUCCUGUUUCUAUUUCGCCCUUUGGAGCCGGAGAGCGGCGGCACCGGCGCUGCUGCUGGGCGGGCGGGAG